AAGCUUCCUAGCCAGCCAUCUGCUUGCGUUUGCUUUAAAAAUUGUGUUCGGUUAUUAUAAUAAUAAUAAUUAUAAUUAUUUAUUUAUUUAUUUAUUUAUUUUAAACGACAUUUGAUAUGAAGUAAAAAGCGCGUGUGACCGUUGUGCUGUGUGGAGCACCAAUCAGCCACAGAUUGUCAUAAUGUUGGCCCGCAAAGGCCUUUUGUCUGAUGGUUUCCUUUUGACACGACUUGCAGAGGAUGCCACACAACCCAGUCGCAUCCGACCAAAGUCACAGAGGGCACGUUUCAUCACCAAGAGCGGGUCUUGUAAUGUUGCCCACAAGAAUAUACGAGAACAGGGCCGGUUCCUCCAAGAUGUUUUCACCACCAUGGUGGACCUCAAAUGGCAGCAUUCCCUGCUCAUCUUCACUUCGGCGUUCCUUUGCUCCUGGAUGCUCUUUGCCAUGGUGUGGUGGCUCUUAGCAUUCGCUCACGGUGAUCUGGAGCCUCGAGAUCCCAACGAGCCUGGGCCUGUGCCAUGUGUCACUUCCAUUCACUCCUUCACCUCUGCCUUUCUGUUCUCUAUCGAGGUGCAGGUGACUAUUGGUUUUGGAGGAAGAAUGGUGACUGAGGAAUGUCCACUGGCCAUCAUAGUCCUCAUUAUCCAGAACAUUCUGGGCUUGAUCAUCAACGCCAUCAUGCUGGGCUGUGUUUUCAUGAAGACAGCUCAAGCCAACCGGAGAGCAGAGACCCUCAUCUUCUCGCGUAACGCAGUCAUUGCACCGCGGAACGGCCGACCAACGUUCAUGUUCCGUGUCGGGGAUCUGAGGAAGAGCAUGAUCAUCUCGGCCACCAUACAGCUGCAGGUGAUUCGGCGGACAGUGACUGCGGAGGGUGAGGUGAUUCCUGUUUGCCAGCUUGAUAUCCAGGUGGAAAACCCUCUCAGGAGCAAUGGCAUAUUCCUGGUCUCGCCACUUAUAAUCAGUCACACCAUUGACAGAGGAAGUCCGCUGUACGAGGUCUCAGCACAGUCACUGGCUACCGAAGACCUGGAGAUCAUUGUCAUUUUGGAAGGUGUUGUUGAGACCACUGGCAUCACAAUGCAGGCCCGCACAUCCUACACACCAGAGGAGAUCUUGUGGGGUCGACGCUUCGUCUCCAUUAUGACAGAGGAAGAUGGGCGCUACUCUGUCGACUACUCCAAAUUUGGAAACACCGUCCCAGUCCGCAUGCCGGCUCUCAGUGCUAAGGAGCUGGACCACACCAGAGGUGUGCAAGACAGUGGACCCCACGAGGGUAAACCUCAGGGCUGGGGGCUGGUGAGGGCAGGACGGGGUGGUUACAGGAGGGGUGGUGGCAGGGCCUGCGAUGACAUGACAGCCAAGCCUUGGUACGUGCAAACAGAGAAGGAGGAGGAGAAGAAGGGUCAAAAGAAAACAGUGAAACUUGAGGAAAUAGGCAGAGAGAUGGAAGAAGAAACAAUGGAGGACAUGAGUGAUUAGAACAAAAACAUUUAUUUGGUUUUUCAGAUAUGGAAGUAGAAAUAACAGCAGUUACUUGUAACUAGUUUGCAUGAAGGGUUAGUUCACCCGAAAAAUUCUGUCAAUAUUUACUCACCCUCAUGUCGUUCCAAACUCACAAGGCUUGGAUUAAACCGCUAAAUCCAUAUGCUUUUUUUUUUACACCUUCUUUAUAACCUUUUGGUUUUUGUUACCUGGUCUUGUAAUGGGUGGACAGAAGUAUUGGAGGUUUUAUUCAAAAUACCUUAAUUUGUGUUUCGAAGAUUCGCCAAAGUCUUAUGGGUUUGGAACAACAUGAGGGUGAGGAAAUUAUGACAGUAUAUUCAUUUUUGGUAAACUAUCCCUUUCAUAGUCAAGAAUAUUAUAAAUAAUAGUCUCAAAUAGGUUUUUUACUACACAUGUUUUGUAAACUGUCAAAACUUGCACAUCUGCGGUUGUUUGCACAUCUCCGCAUUGUUUUUGAUUACCUCUGAGAAUUUCUUGUUGAUUUUGUCCUUUUCUGCAAGCAAUAUAAUGAAUUUUAGGAUUGUUUUAACCGAAAAUGUGGUAUCUUGGCAGUACUGGUAAAGAUAUGGAC
Messenger RNA from Carassius auratus (goldfish), 2078 nucleotides. Its product is annotated as ATP-sensitive inward rectifier potassium channel 11. Bases 182 to 1483 code for a protein of 433 amino acids. The record is from RefSeq and is a predicted model, not a curated record. NCBI's taxonomy places the organism in Eukaryota, Metazoa, Chordata, Actinopteri, Cypriniformes, Cyprinidae. Gene Ontology annotation, cellular component: plasma membrane. Gene Ontology annotation, biological process: regulation of monoatomic ion transmembrane transport; potassium ion import across plasma membrane. Gene Ontology annotation, molecular function: inward rectifier potassium channel activity. The transcript is spliced from 6 exons.